This is a messenger RNA of Trichoplusia ni (cabbage looper), 2054 nucleotides long. Its product is annotated as F-box only protein 21-like. The record is from RefSeq and is a predicted model, not a curated record. Gene Ontology annotation, molecular function: DNA binding; protein binding. The transcript is spliced from 10 exons. Bases 172 to 1968 code for a protein of 598 amino acids. Lineage: Eukaryota; Metazoa; Arthropoda; Insecta; Lepidoptera; Noctuidae.
CACAUAAACUUGCGCAGCUGCGCCUGCUGUCAGUCAUCUUCAUGUUUAUUUUUACUGAUAGAUAUAAAAAAAUCAAGUUAGAGAUUUCGUAUUUAGUGGCUACUGUGGAAAUCUUGAUGUUCAAACUCAUGUAAAGAUUCAUUUCAUUUGCAAUAACUAUUUAUUGUAAGCAUGGCAGAAUGUACAGAGUUAGAGAACUCACCAAUAACAUUACUGCCUAAUGAAAUACUUUAUAUUAUAUUAAAAAACAAUAGCUGCCGUGAAAUUUUGAAUUUUGGAGCUACCUGCAAGCGUUUUCAUGCAGUAGUUAAUGCUGAUCAAUCCCUGUGGAAAGAAAAGUUAAAAAAGACAUCUCCACCAGAUGUAUAUAAUUUGACUGAAAAGUAUGGUAAUGGCCAGUGGCUAAAAGAAAUAAAAAGAUAUUUUACUGUAAAACAUGCUGUCCAUGCAGAAUUGCUAUUGAUGUCAUCGAAGUAUUACUGGCGCACAACAGAAAUAUCAAUACUAGAUAUCAAAGAAUUUUUUACCCUGGCUUUAAGUUACAAUUCUAAUCAUUACUAUGUUGUGACUACCUUAAAAGAUAUAAUAAAUAUUGGAAAUGAGUGUUUGAGUUUGAACUACAACCACCGACCAUACACAUUGACUGAACUGUAUUAUGCAAAAAUCGUUCUACGAUAUUUGACACAGACUUAUUUUGCCAUCAAGUGGUUUCAAAAUCGCAUGAGAAAUGUAUUGACUCCAGAACUUGUUUUAAAUUUCUUUAUAGAAUGGAUAGAUACAGACCGAGUGCAUGCCGAUGAAGAUAUUGAAGCUACAUUCAGAGAUAUGAUUGAACACGUCGAGAAACGAUAUCCUAGAAGUUUUCACCCUGAGUAUACUGUACUAGAAAAGGUAUUAAAGGGUUUUAUAAGACCCUCAAACCUCCUAGCUGCUGUUUCGGAUGUAAUAUAUCGAGUGAAUCUUAUAUUAAAUAGAGAACCUGCAAGUUUGGAUACUCUUGAUAUUCCUCGAGUUUGGCAAACAAGACGGGGAAAUAUAAUUGCGGUUGCCGUCAUAUUCCAAGCCGUAGCUAGCAGAUGCGGUGUGCAUUGCGAGCUGAUCGCUUUUCCCAACCACUUGUUCCUUGAAUGGCGCGACCCUGAGACUCCAGGAGUGGUAUACAAAAUAGAUCCACUAUCUGGCUCCAUUUCACAAAAGGGACGCUGUCCAUACUCACGACGAGGUGCUCUUAUGCGAGAUGAUAUAAAAUUUUGUCCUGACACUUUCCUUCAAUACAUCGUAACAGCUUUCCUCAUGUCUAUGGGAGCCCAGAAAAGUAGGAGUACACUACAUGCAAGAAAUCUGCAAGAUUUUCUUAGCACAGACUGUGCAGAAGAUAACCCAUACAAGUACUAUCAAGCAUUUCUGCUAGAUUAUGACAACCUGCCUGUUAUGUCUAUAACAUUAAACCCUUUGUUUCUUGAUGAUAGCCAUCUUAAAAUGCUAGAGCAUUUAAUGAUGAUCACUCAUAGUCCUGCUCCUGUAACUAGACCGGCAAAAGUGACUGCUCGUAAUGGAGAUGUAAAAUUCGCCGUAGGAAUGAUAUGUUAUCACCAGCGCUAUAAUUAUGCCUGCGUUAUCCUAGGCUGGGACCCCAUUUGCUCCAUCGACAUGGGAAAUCGACAAGAGUUCCAAUCCUUGCGACUCGGUUUAAAACAAACAUUUUACAAUGUUGUUGCAAUUGACCAGUCUGAACGAUACGUGGCUCAAGAAUAUCUCAUUGAUGUGCCGAACCCAAAUCGUCUGCAUCAUUUGGAAGACGUCAUUGCCAAAUACUUUACACAUUACGAUGGUUACUGCUAUGUUCCUAAUGAGGAACUGGAAAGUGAAUAUCCCGAUGACGGCCCCAUAAGAGCUGUAUACAAAGACAAAUUCGAACUAAGAAAUGAACGUCUGAGAGCACAGGCAGUUGCGGCUCAAGUAAAUUAAGCAAAUACGUUCCAGGAAUAAGGAUUUUCCUAAGUCAGAUUGAUGUAUAUUUUCAAUUUACUGAAAUAAUAAUAUAUUAAAAGGUA